Molecule: messenger RNA, 2638 nt
Organism: Manis javanica (Malayan pangolin)
Lineage: Eukaryota; Metazoa; Chordata; Mammalia; Pholidota; Manidae
Gene: CNGA1
Product: cyclic nucleotide gated channel subunit alpha 1
Biological process (GO): monoatomic cation transmembrane transport
Cellular component (GO): intracellular cyclic nucleotide activated cation channel complex; plasma membrane
Molecular function (GO): protein-containing complex binding; intracellularly cGMP-activated cation channel activity; cGMP binding
Source: RefSeq, a predicted model, not a curated record
ACCAGUUAUUUGCACAGGUUUAAAGAAAGGAAAAAGCCCAGAAUAUUAAUUUUUUUAAAAUUAGAACCUGUAGAACCUGGAUUUUGACAUCAAGAUUCACACUACAUCUCUGGUUGUUUUGGAUAUACCACUGACAUCCAUUUCUAGCAGACAUACAAAUUGCUUAAACAACUAACCAAGGCAACUAACCAUGAAGAGAAAUACUAUCAAUACGCAGCACUCUUUUGUAAACAUUCCCAAUGUGGUUGUACCAGAAAUUGAAAAGGAAAUAAGGAGGAUGGAAAACGGAGCAUGCAGCUCCUUUUCUGAAGAUGAUGACAAUGCCUCUAUAUUUGAAGAAUCAGAGAGUGAAACCCCCCGCACAAGUGAUUCCUUUAGAAAUAAUUCACAUGGAAAGGGUCGAUCGUCACAGAGGGAGCAGUACCUGCCUGGUACCAUUGCACUUUUCAACACUAACAACAGCAGCAAUAAGGAGCAAGAACCAAAGGGAAAAAAGAAAAAAGAAAAGAAGAGCAAGUCAGAUGGUAAAAGUGAAAACAAAAAAGACUCUGAGAAGAAAAAGAAGAAAGAGAAAGAGAAAGAGAAGAAAAAGAAAGAGGAGGGAGGUAAAGAUAAGAGAGAGGAGGUGAAGAAAGAAAUCAAGGUUAUUGAUCCUUCAGGAAACAUAUAUUACCAGUGGCUGUUUUGCAUCACCUUACCUGUUAUGUACAACUGGACAAUGAUUAUUGCAAGAGCGUGUUUUGAUGAACUUCAGUCUGAUUACCUAGAAUACUGGCUCAUUUUUGAUUACUUAUCAGAUAUAGUCUAUCUUCUUGAUAUGUUUAUAAGAACAAGAACAGGUUACCUAGAGCAAGGAUUGCUGGUGAAGGAAAAGCAUAAACUCAUAGAGAGAUAUAAAUCAAGCUUGCAAUUUAAACUUGAUGCUCUAUCAGUGGUACCAACUGAUCUUCUGUAUUUUAUUAUGGGAUGGAGCUAUCCAGAAAUUAGAUUAAACAGACUGUUACGGAUCUCUCGAAUGUUUGAGUUCUUCCAGAGAACAGAAACAAGGACAAACUACCCAAAUAUGUUCAGAAUUUCUAACCUUGUUAUGUAUAUUAUCAUCAUUAUCCACUGGAAUGCAUGUGUAUACUACUCUAUUUCUAAAGCUAUUGGAUUUGGAAAUGAUACGUGGGUCUAUCCUGAUGUUAACGAUCCUGAAUUUGGCCGUUUGGCUAGAAAAUAUGUAUACAGCCUUUACUGGUCUACACUGACUUUGACCACCAUUGGUGAAACACCACCUCCUGUGAAGGAUUCUGAAUAUGUUUUUGUAGUGGUUGAUUUCUUAAUUGGAGUGUUAAUUUUUGCUACGAUUGUUGGUAACAUAGGUUCUAUGAUUUCCAACAUGAAUGCAGCCAGAGCAGAAUUUCAAGCAAGAAUUGAUGCCAUCAAGCAAUAUAUGCAUUUUCGAAAUGUAAGCAGAGAUAUGGAAAAGAGAGUUAUUAAAUGGUUUGAUUAUCUGUGGACCAACAAAAAAACAGUUGAUGAGAGAGAAGUCUUGAAGUAUCUACCUGAUAAACUAAGGGCAGAGAUCGCCAUCAGUGUUCAUUUAGACACAUUAAAAAAGGUGCGCAUUUUUGCAGACUGUGAAGCUGGUCUGUUGGUGGAGUUGGUCUUGAAAUUACAACCCCAAGUCUACAGUCCUGGAGAUUACAUUUGCAAGAAAGGGGAUAUUGGACGAGAGAUGUAUAUCAUCAAGGAAGGCAAACUCGCUGUUGUGGCAGAUGAUGGAAUCACUCAGUUUGUGGUAUUGAGUGAUGGCAGCUACUUUGGUGAGAUCAGCAUCCUUAACAUUAAAGGUAGCAAAGCUGGCAAUCGAAGAACAGCCAAUAUUAAAAGCAUCGGCUACUCAGAUCUGUUCUGUCUCUCAAAAGAUGACCUCAUGGAGGCUCUAACUGAGUACCCAGAUGCCAAAAGUAUGCUAGAAGAAAAAGGGAAGCAAAUCUUAAUGAAAGAUGGUCUAUUGGAUAUAAACAUUGCAAAUGCUGGAAGUGAUCCUAAAGAUCUAGAAGAGAAGGUUACCCGAAUGGAGGGGUCAGUAGACCUCCUGCAAACAAGGUUUGCUCGGAUUCUGGCUGAGUAUGAGUCAGUGCAGCAGAAACUGAAGCAAAGACUAACCAAGGUUGAGAAAUUUCUGAAACCACUUACUGAUACGGAAUUUUCAGCUAUUGAAGGAUUUGGAGUUGAGAGUGGGCCCCCAGACUCUACACAGGACUGAAAAGCUGGUUAUUAACCAGGACAUGCCUCAUGGUCCUUUUGAUGAUGCUAUUGAAGCUGUUGUAUGUUGGAAGAAGAGGAAUAUUCAGUUGGAGAAUUUUCCAUAAGGAAAAUGUGCUUUAGUGCAAGGCACGAGGCCCUAUGUGCAAGUGCAAGGCACUUGUGUGAGGUAGCUUGGAUUAAAGAAUCAUCACUCUUAGGAUUUUUCACAAUGAAUAAUGUGCAAAGAUACAAACUGAUUAACAGUAUCUGUAUCUACUGAUAUUUUUUCAGUUAUGUUCCUUUUAUAUAAUAUUCUUUAUAAAAGCGAACAAGUGUCUCUCACUUUUAGGCAAUUUACAUUGUUGAGGAGCAAUUGGGAAUUACUAUGUACAUUGUGUUUGGG